UUGUGACUCGUGAAUAUUAGGAAGGAAGGUCCAGUCAGAGAGGGAAGGUUCUGUAUUUUAUUUCUACAUGAGGAUUAUUUCCAGUAGGAGCUUCGGCUGUGCCUGGGUGAUUAAUACAGCAGGGCAAUGUGACCGACUGUACCACCAGAGCUUCGUGGGGCACCUGCUUGGCAGCCUAGUCCUCUAACAGAAGAAGACUCAAUUUGGCUCCAUCUGGUUUCAGUUACAAUGUCCCCAUUGGUGGCUGUGAUCUUAAUCACAGUGACAAUAGAAAGCAAGGGAGCUGCAGUCAAACCUGUGGUUUCCUUUAACCCGAACUGGGGCACCGUCCUCGCCUAUGAAUCUGUGACUCUGACCUGUAACGUGGCUCCUCCUGCCCAAAGGGAACAGAAAUAUCAUUGGUACAGAAACAAUCGCAACCUCACCAUUAAUGAUCAAAGCUUUACAGUGAAUUAUGCUGAAGAGAAAGACAUUGGGGAUUACCAGUGCCGGGCUGGUAAUGGGGAUAUCAGUGAAGCUGUUCGACUGGAAGUCAGUGGUGCUCAUGUGAUCCUGCAGGUUCCCCCCUUGGUUUUUGAAGGAGACAUUCUGUCUCUGAGAUGUCAUAGUUAUGACAAAUUCCCCGCAGUAGAGACAACAUUCUACAAGGAUCACAAGGAGAUCAAGAGCUUAGGCACGGCCUCUGAACUUCUAGUGGGAAAAGUCAAUAUGGAAACAAGUGGGUUAUACAAAUGUUCAAGGAGAAUAAAGUCUCAUUCCUCUUUUCAUAAUUACUCUGACCAAGUGGACAUUGUUGUGCAAGAGAUGUUCAGUCUCCCACAAAUAAAAGUGAGGCCAGAUCAGGUGUCAGAAGGAGAUAACAUGACCAUAACAUGUGACACAAAGCUCAGCCCACACAGAGAGACUACAGAGCUACAGUUUGCUUUCUACAGAAAUGGGCACAAUGUGCAGGGAUUCAGUUCAUCCAACCAAUAUGGAGUCCCCUCAGCUCAGCUGGAGCAUUCUGGGAAUUAUGCCUGUGAGGUACAAACUCCAACCGGCAGUGUGAAGAAGAUGAGCAAUGGACAGCAAAUAAAGUUACAUGGGGGAGGUCACGUGUAUCGGGCUGUCAUUAUAUCAGUGGCCCUGCUCUCCAUUCUUCUAGUUGCCGCUGCCCUCACCUACAAAUACAGGCACAAUCUGGCAUUGCCGCUUGCCUGUAACGGUCUCCUCCAUCAAAAACAAGUUUUAGUUUCUCCCGAUGCCGCUCUGCUCAGUUCUAUCCGUGUGAACGGUAGUGACAGUUCAACUGCCCUGGUCAGGUUGCCCAAUGAAGAGGCGGACAGGCCGGAGAAUGAAAAUCUCAGUGCUUCUCAGGAGAGCCUAAAGUAUAGUAAUUUGUCUACUUUUCCAGUGCCUUUCACAAACCUGACUACAGAAGACAUCUGUUACAGCCAUAUUAAUACCGGGCAGCUACACAAAGUCUAUCCUUCUGCAACCUAUAGACCCGAUGACUGCUCUGUAAUUUACUGUGUAGUGAAGCCUAUGGAGUCCCAGGAGAACACAGCAGUACAACCAUCUGACUGCUAAGGCACUUCUAUUUAACAACGUUUAUACAGUGCAUAGAAGAGAAGAAGAAAGAGAUUCUCGUUGUAUGUAGUUAAAGGUGGGAUCUAACCCAAAGACACUUGCCCUGUUAAAGGGUUCGGUAUUACAGUAUACUGAGAAAAAACAAAGGAUUUUGGAAAACCUGAGACAGCACAACGUUGUGUAAAUAGUUCAACUCCAAGCUGAUUGGUGCCAAAGUGAAACCGGCACAGAAACUGGGGGAAAAAUUCAACAAAUGUUUCCUACCUUGAUUCAUUUAAGUUCUGUGACUAUCUGGGGGAUUAUAUUGUUAAAUAAUACAUAUCACUAACUUUCUCUUGUAUAACCAUACAGAUAACAAUCAUGUUUGUUCUUGUAGGAAAAUCAUUGUUUAUGCUAUUUGAUUGUUUUCUUCCAUCUAUCAUAAAAUCAAAGAAGCUC
This is a messenger RNA of Xenopus laevis (African clawed frog), 2007 nucleotides long. RefSeq names its product Fc receptor, IgG, high affinity I S homeolog (gene fcgr1.S). Gene Ontology annotation, biological process: cell surface receptor signaling pathway; immune response. NCBI's taxonomy places the organism in Eukaryota, Metazoa, Chordata, Amphibia, Anura, Pipidae. Gene Ontology annotation, cellular component: external side of plasma membrane. The transcript has 13 exons. Gene Ontology annotation, molecular function: transmembrane signaling receptor activity. The record is from RefSeq and is a predicted model, not a curated record. Bases 229 to 1569 code for a protein of 446 amino acids.